Molecule: messenger RNA, 4918 nt
Organism: Bemisia tabaci
Lineage: Eukaryota; Metazoa; Arthropoda; Insecta; Hemiptera; Aleyrodidae
Product: serine/threonine-protein phosphatase 2A 56 kDa regulatory subunit gamma isoform
Biological process (GO): signal transduction; protein dephosphorylation
Cellular component (GO): nucleus; protein phosphatase type 2A complex; cytosol
Molecular function (GO): protein phosphatase activator activity
Source: RefSeq, a predicted model, not a curated record
GCCCCUAUCCGCGACAUUUUGCAAUCGGCCCUUCGAAACCUCGCAAUUUUUUCGGCGUAAUGCGAAUGUCUUAAGACAUUUUUCCGUUUAGUCUCGUGUUUUCCGCCCCUCCUUCCCCUUUUUACUUUUCCCGUAGAGGUACGGUCCUCAAUUGCUAGCCGACGUUCUCCUUCCGUUCUUAGUCACCUGUGUAUACAUAUUUUCGUGCUGCCUUCAGUUUCUCUAAGUUUCAUCAAAUUUUGCUUUUAUCUGUCAAAUUUGUGCGGUGCAACUCUAACGAUUGAAUGUUACCGUUCAUCUUAAACUUUUUCUAAGCGGUGUAAACUUGUUCUAAACCUUUUCACCCUGCUCUACCUAAACCUUCAAUUUGCUACCAGUUGAGUUGAAGUUAUCCAACUACGAACUCAGAAGAUUUUAACAACCGAAGCACCUCUAAGUGCUGUUUUGUAAUCAAGUUCUUCCAGUUUAAAAUUUCAUCUCUAUUUUAAAUCAUUCUGUUGUUUCACGUUCAAAUAGUACCUCUCGGUGUAUAAAAGAAAGUUUUAUCUCGCAUAUUUUUAUACGUCCUCUUUUGUAUCAUUCAUUCUUCAUACACCCUUGCUACAAACGGAAGGUCCAAUUUUCUGCUGUUAGCGAUUUUACACUUUGUAUCAUAGCAUAGAGAACCAAAAUUUAAUUUAUUCUCAGUGUCAUUCUCUUGGAUCGAACUUAACUGUGAACAUUUAAAAAUUAAAGUCCGAUAGAAAAGCGCAAAGCUUACAAUUGACGGUCAAAUAGUUUCCUCCGGACAAGAAGUCACUGUCAAUAUGACACAGAUGAUCUAACAGAAAAGUGAUUGCCGAAGAUUUAGACAUUACUUAUCAGGAAUCCUUUAAGGAAUCAGCCACGACGACUUUAACUGUGGAGAUUCCUGGGAAGUCAGGGCCCAUUCUGGGUCAGAUAUGGUGCACAGUGAGAUUGGGCCCACCAUUAGGGCCAUGUUCCCUGUCACAUCUCCUCUCGGCAUACCCAAAAGUCCGAGCUUCCAUAGUGGACUAGACCUCAUUGCAGCUGCUAACGCUGACUCCCUGUAUAACUUCGCCGACUCGAAAACCAUUAUAAAUUCAGACAACAUGCAAAAAAACGCAUCUUGUGAAGAUAAUUCAAUGUACACAUCAAUGCCGGUGCAGCUCCCACCUUUGACGGAUGCUCAAACUCCCCAGGAACGAGAAGAGUUGUUCAUACAAAAAAUCCGGCAGUGCUGUGUCUUGUUUGACUUUGUGUCCGAUCCUCUGAGCGACUUGAAAUGGAAGGAAGUGAAGAGAGCAGCGCUCCACGAAAUGGUGGACUAUGUCAGCAUAGAACGAGGUGUAAUAACAGAAGCCAUCUAUGCAGAAGCUGUUCACAUGUUUGCGGUGAACCUUUUCCGAACAUUACCUCCAUCUAGUAAUCCUAAUGGAGCUGAAUUUGACCCUGAAGAAGAUGAGCCUAACUUAGAAGCAGCUUGGCCUCAUCUACAGCUUGUCUAUGAGUUCUUUUUAAGAUUCCUAGAAUCGUCUGAUUUUCAACCAAAUAUAGCCAAAAGGUACAUCGAUCAGAAAUUUGUCUUGCAGCUACUGGAGUUAUUUGACUCGGAAGACCCCAGAGAAAGAGAUUUCUUGAAAACAACCCUGCACAGAAUUUAUGGUAAAUUCCUCGGGCUACGUGCAUAUAUCCGCAAACAAAUUAAUAAUGUUUUUUAUAGUUUUAUUUAUGAAACCGAGCAUCAUAAUGGAAUAGCAGAACUGUUAGAAAUUCUUGGAAGUAUAAUUAAUGGUUUUGCUCUGCCAUUGAAAGACGAGCACAAAGUUUUUCUAGUGAAAGUGCUGUUGCCAUUGCACAAAGUGAAAUCACUGUCAGUUUAUCACCCUCAGUUGGCGUACUGUGUUGUUCAAUUCUUGGAGAAGGACCCCUCUUUGACUGAACCAGUUGUUAAGUGCCUAUUAAAAUUUUGGCCUAAAACCCACUCCCCAAAAGAGGUUAUGUUUUUAAAUGAACUUGAAGAAAUACUGGAUGUCAUCGAACCGGGAGAAUUUCAAAAGGUCAUGAUUCCAUUAUUCACUCAAAUAGCGAAGUGUGUGUCUAGUCCCCAUUUUCAGGUGGCUGAACGAGCAUUGUACUAUUGGAACAACGAGUAUAUCAUGUCCCUGAUAGGUGAUAAUGCUGCGGUCAUACUGCCUAUUAUGUUUCCUUCUUUGUAUCGUAAUUCCAAGUCACAUUGGAAUAAGACAAUUCAUGGACUGAUUUAUAAUGCGCUCAAGUUAUUUAUGGAAAUGAACCAGAAGCUGUUCGAUGAAUGCUCUCAACAGUACAAGCUUGAAAGACAGAAAGAGAAAGAAAAACAAAAGGAGAGAGAACAAGCAUGGAAUAGAGUGGAAAGUCUGGCCAAGAAAAAUGAUCCAAAUUAUCGACCACUUUCUAAUACUUCUGCUCCAACUUCUCCACCCGGUGAAAACGAGGAUAUGGACAUCUCGUACGAAAAAAUUGAAGCUGAAGUGAAAGACGGGCGAAAGCCUGCUAACUCUGAUAAAAUGCGAAUAUUCCUUCGAAAAAAGUCUGAACUGCCCCUGGAUACUUAUACUGUCCGUGCUUUGAAUGACCACAAACGAGCGGAUGAAUAUUUAACUACACCUCCAGAUGUUAAUAAAUGCUAGCCUUAAUCAAUUAUUUGGGACUUGAUACAACUGUUUGUCUCAUCUUAGUGUCAAUGUCCAGCUUCUCAAACAGGGGAGAAAAAAAAUCAUUGUUAUAUCUAUUUAUGAGUAAAAUAAACUGUUACAUAAAAUUAAAUUUAUGAAAGGAAAGUAUAUAUAUUUAAAUAUAUAUGCAUAUAUAAAUAUAUAUGUGUGUGUAUCAAAAUGUUGUUAGUUUCUUUAGUAUAAGACUAUUGUGAUCGGUAUGCUCAACAUGAGCUUAUUAUAGUAAAUUAUUUUAGUUACUGGUUAUUUGUGGAAAUAAUUUUGUAAUACCUCAAAUGUUGGUGUAAAUAUGACAUUUGAAUAGCUAGGGCUAACGGCUGAUAUUUUUAAUCAUCACCAAAGUUAAAUUUAAUUUUUCUAUGAUGCAAAAUAUAGCCUAUUAAACAAUAAUAUUGAGGUAUGCCCACCUCGUCACUGCGUCUAGCUACUUCUGAAUGUUAACUAAUUCCAAAGAAAUUUGAUGCAUUUUAAGAUGGUAAUUCCAAACAGCACUUCCACAAAAAAGAAAUGGUUUCUCCCCAAAUCUCAAGAAACCCCCAGUUGCGAAGGAUGAAUUUUACAGUUGUAGACAGUAUGCAGUCAUUGCUCUGUGACUUACAGGCUAAAAACAUUGGAAAGUCCAAUUUCGUCAGCUGCCAAGUUUAUUUUAUUAUAAUUUGCUGGCUCUUGUCAUUUUAAGAGAGCGCUUAGCCCCCAAUUUAUUCUCUCAUUACAAAUUGACAUUGUGACAAAUUUUUAAUUAGUCAAGCUCUCCUGCAGCGCAGUUUUAUUUUACCGUAUUACGAUCCUGGUGGAUUUAAAUUUCGGAGGCAAUUUCAUUUUUGUGCUGUAGUUUUAAUCCUUGAAUCAUAUUUUUAAGUGAACACUGUACAAACAUUAUUCCUCUCUUCUCUUUUAUCAACUGAUUUUUAAUAAAUUACCCAUCAAUUAUUCUAUUCGCCGACCGAUCCUUUUUUUAAACCUUUGUUAUUUCUAUUUUUUAUUUUUUUUAAUUCUUAAUAUUAAGUUAUGGUGGCUGUAUGAGACUGUACUGUUCUUUCUUACAGCACCUGUGUUGCAAAUCUGUAUUUUUCUAUUAUUUUGUUGUUUUCUUCACUUUCUGCGUAGCUUAAAUCAAAAAAAUAAUAAUCGUUAUAAUCGGUUACUAUAAUGUAAAAAAGGAGCAUUAAUUAGUAGCACUUAGCCAACCUCCAUUUGAUCAGAGACCUAAAAUUUUCAUUUUUUCAUUCUGCUUUCGAUCCUACCUAUCCUUUCUCAGAUUGGAUUAGGUGUCCAGUAAUGAAAAAAAAUGAUUUGACAACAUCGUUGAUUUAUUUUUACCUCUUUUUUUCAUUUUCUUUUAAGGUUCUUGAAUUAAAUCUACAAGCCCCAUGAUCGGGAAGCACUAAGCAUCAGUUAUUUUAAUUCCUUAGAGAGCUAUUUUUAUUAAACUUAUGCAGAGGUGUAAACUAUUUUAAGUCAUCUGUUUUAUACUUCCUUUGUGCCAGUUUCGGAACUUUUGAGGUAAAUAUUGUAGUCAUAAUUUCAUAAAGAAAUGAAAUAAACUGAAGAGGAUGAUAGAAUACUCUGUCUCUAAUUUAAUUUGCUUUAAUUUAUUGGCUAAUUUGUGAAUGGAUUUAUUCAUACGUUCAGUUGCACUCUUUCUUAGACUGACAUUCAUGCUUACUGUCAUAAAUUUUUUUAUCAGCAGUCUCCCCUUGGUAGUAUCCUUGUAAGCUGUAACCGAAAGAGACUGUUUAAUUAUUAUGUAACAAUAUUAGAAGUCAUUUACAUGAGCCCCUUGCUUUUUUCUUCUUUUUUAUAAUCAUUUGGAUGGCAAGGAAUUGCUGUUCAAAUGAAGGUCAACUUGGAUCCUCAUAUCGGUGAGGUUGUUAUUGUAAAUUGGUGGGUUUAUUAUUAUACUUAUAACUCACCAGCAUGUGUAAAGUUGUGAGUAUGAAGUCUAACCUACGGAUGUUUAUUUUUUAAAAGAGAAUUGUAUUGGGUAUACAUUAAUUUAUUACGCCUUUAUUGCAAAAGAGGAAUGUACUUUAUCAUCAUAACUUUUAUUUGUUUGUUUUCUCUUUUUCUCUACAUGUAUGAUACUACAAAAUGAGUAAUUACAGAUAUUAUUUAGAUUUUUAAAGACAAAGUUAACUUGUUUUCAGAUAAAUACAAAGUUUUAUUUUCAAAAGAGGAAAUACUAUAUUGUAUUAACCGUC